Anthostomella pinea is the source of this 1440-nucleotide messenger RNA. The record is from the annotation of a GenBank genome assembly. NCBI's taxonomy places the organism in Eukaryota, Fungi, Ascomycota, Sordariomycetes, Xylariales, Xylariaceae.
AUGUAUCCAUCUGCCCUAAGGGACCAGCCCAGAGAUGCGGCGUUGGUAAAUGGUGGCACGAAAGGUGCAGCCGGCAAAACCAAGAGGACUGCCCACAUAGCACUUGGCAGCAACCUUGGCGAUCGCGUCGCUAUGAUCGAGCAGGCUUGCAAGGAAAUGGACGCACGGGGAAUCAAAGUGAAGCGGACCAGCAGCCUGUGGGAGACUGAGCCCAUGUACGUCCUAGAGCAGGAGAGAUUUGUGAACGGAGCCUGCGAGGUAGAAACAGACCUCGAGCCCGUACCGCUCUUGGGCCAGCUCCAGGACAUAGAAAAGUCGAUGGGCCGGAAGAAGCUAAUAGACAAGGGGCCGCGCAAUAUCGACCUGGACAUCUUGCUCUACGAAGACGAGAUAAUCAACGAGCCGCGCCUGCAGAUACCGCACAUCGGCAUCGCCGAGCGCGAGUUCGUGCUACGGCCUCUGGCGGAGCUCAUUCCGCAUAAAGCCCCCGACCCAAGCCGGCCCUGGAAACUAAUUCAGGACCACCUAAACGAGCUACCCCUAUCCCGUUCGGAGCCGCUCUCCACACUUACACCCAUCAGUGCCUCUCACGCGCCCCUGAAUGCCCUUCGACCCACGCGCAAGACCCAACUCAUGGCCAUCCUGAAUGUGACACCGGACUCAUUCAGCGACGGCGGCGUGCAUACCCCCGGCUCGCUACGCGACUCUAUUCUAUCCUUCGUGCGCGGCGGCGCAAGCAUGAUCGACGUCGGCGGGCAAUCCACCGCGCCCGGCACCACCGACGUAGGCGCAGAACAGGAGAUCGCCCGUGUCCUCCCCGCCAUCCAACUCAUCCGCUCUCUCCCCCAAGCGCGCGACGUCGCCAUCAGCGUCGACACAUUCCGCGCCUCGGUCGCCGAAGCGGCCGUCGCAGCCGGCGCCGACAUCAUCAACGACGUGUCAGCCGGACAGCUCGAUCCCGCCAUGCUGCCCGCCAUGGCAGCGUCCGGCAAGACGGUGUGCCUCAUGCACAUGCGCGGCACACCGUCCACGAUGAGCAAGCUGAACAGCUACCCCGAGGGCGAGCUCGUCUCCACCAUCGCGACGGAGCUGCUGGAGCGCGUGCGUGAGGCCGAGGCCGCGGGCGUAAGGCGCUGGCGCAUCGUGCUGGACCCGGGACUCGGGUUCGCGAAGGUCGGCGAGCAGAACCUGGCGGUCCUGCGGCACUUCGACGAGCUGCGGUGCUGGCCCGGGCUCGAGGGUCUGCCUUGGCUGCUGGGUUCUAGUCGGAAGAGCUUCAUAGGGAAGGUCACGGGCGUGCCGAAGCCGAUGGAUCGCGUGUUUGGGACUGCGGCUACGGUCGCGGCUGCGGUGCAGGGCGGGGCUGAUAUUGUAAGGGUGCAUGAUGUCGUUGAGAUGGGACAGGUGGUCAAGAUGGCGGAUGCCAUCUGGCGGUAUUGA